CGUAGUUUCCCGGCCUGCCCCGCGCGCCGCCCCCGGAAGUGCGCCGGUCCGCUCGCCGGUGCCGCGUCCGGGCGGGUGGGUGCCGGCGGGUGGCCGCGGCCCAACGCCAUGGCGGGGUCGCCGGACAUGUUCGACGCCAUCGUGAUGGCCGACGAGAGGUUCCGCGGGGAAGGCUUCGCCGAGGGCUUCGCGGAGGGCAGCGGCCUGGGCCUGCGGCAGGGACGGCGGCUCGGGGCGGCGCGCGGGGCGCGGGUGGCGGCGGAGGUCGGCUGCUACCGGGGCUUCGCCGUGGCCUGGCGCUGCCUCCUGCGCGGUGGGGCCUCCGAGAAGGACCGCAAGAAGGUGAAGGCGCUGGAGGCGCUGCUCGCCAUGAUCCAGCGGUUCCCCUACGACGACGCGGCCUACGGGGAGCUGCUGCGGGACCUGGACGGCAUCCGGGGCAAGUUCCGGCAGCUCUGCUCGCUGCUGCACGUGCGGCCCGACCUCAGGAUCCCCGCAGAGGCGGCCGGACUGUCGUUCUGAGCGGCUGCGCCCAGGGGCCGGGCACGGAGCGCCGCCGAGGAGCGUGAUCCGGCUCGGACCCGGGUUCAGGCCGCGCAGGGAGCGGCUGGGGUGCGGCUGGGCCUCCCCGCGGGCCGGGGUCCUCACCCCCGGGGCCUGGUCCCCCCUCUGGCCGGUGCCGCGCUCGCCAUAAACGAUCCUUCAACAA
Molecule: messenger RNA, 709 nt
Organism: Erinaceus europaeus (western European hedgehog)
Lineage: Eukaryota; Metazoa; Chordata; Mammalia; Eulipotyphla; Erinaceidae
Gene: LTO1
Product: LTO1 maturation factor of ABCE1
Exons: 5
Coding region: 109-522 (137 amino acids)
Source: RefSeq, a predicted model, not a curated record